Lytechinus pictus (painted urchin) is the source of this 3616-nucleotide messenger RNA. RefSeq lists its product as uncharacterized. The transcript is spliced from 19 exons. The record is from RefSeq and is a predicted model, not a curated record. Bases 111 to 2513 code for a protein of 800 amino acids. NCBI's taxonomy places the organism in Eukaryota, Metazoa, Echinodermata, Echinoidea, Temnopleuroida, Toxopneustidae.
ACUUCAUUCCAUGACUUGGGAAGGAGUUGAGUUUUCAUUGUGGGAAUUUCUAAACAAGAACUUGUCUUCCAUUUUAAGUAUUUUGGAGAGGGUGAUUACAGGCUGACAAUAUGCGGUUAUCUUGGGCGUUUCUGAGCGUCUUGCUCCUGUUUGCUACGAGCAACGCCCAGUAUGGUGGGAUGGGCGGUAUGGGCGGCAUGGGCGGUCAAGGAAUGCGUCAACCGGGCAUGGGCGGUCAAGGAAUGCGUCCACCCAUGGGCGGCCAGCAAAUGGGCCAGCAGAUGCCCGGGAUGAACCCUAUGAACCCCAUGCAGCAACAACCACAAUCACCGAUGCACCAGCUAGGUUCCUUUAUGUCCUCAGCCGGUGGUAGCAUCCUCAAGCGUCUCAACCUCGGUGUUGGGUGUAACCUGUGUGUCUCAUUCCUCACCGGUGCACAACAAUCCAUCUUCCAGCUCAAGAACGCGGCAGUUAACCAGUCGCAGCAAGUAUGUAGCGGUCUCCCAAUGCCUAACUGGCAGUUAAGCAACCAAUGUCAACAGCUGACGUCAUUCGUUGUCAACCAAACCAUGCAGCUUCUCCAAACUACCCCCGCCCAGCAGAUCUGCAAGGCACUCACCUUCUGCAGCCCCCAACCCCAGCAACCCCAGCAACCUCAGCCACCGACCAGUCCCUGGAUGAACUACAACCAGCAACGACCUCAGCAGAACCCAUACAACCCCUACAUGAACAUGAACCAGGGCAGACCACAGACCCCUAGCCAAGGGUUCGGUGGAGGAUUCGGAGGUAUGUUCGGACGCAGGAGGAGGUCCAUCAACCUUCAAGAACUCAUCCCGCACUUCGUCAAGCAAAUGGAUUCACUGAUGAGCAACUUAGAGAGCACAAUCUGUGAAAGCUGUGAGAAUGUGGUGGACAGGAUGAGAGGAGAUGUACUUAAUGACAGGACGCUGCUCCAAAUUGGCACCCUUCUGAAGGAGUCUUGUGACGUCAUGCCUUGCAUCAAUAAAACGGAAUGCUACAUCGUUGCCGAGCAUUACCCUGCCGCACUCAAAGAUUUCGCAGCUAACAUGGUUAACACUAGAGAGACGUGUGAAGCCUUCCAGCUCUGCGGAACGAACAGCCGUGUUGGUAUCGCAGGUGGUUUCGAUUUCCCUGGCUUCGGCUUGGACGCCUUCCUACCACCAAGGGUACCCCAGGACCCUUCAGAGCCAACCGACCCACAACCAGACGGCACCAUCGAAGAGGAGAGUGUACCCUUCAACUAUAAUAAUGGGCGAACCAAGAGACAGGUGCCCGGUAUGAACCCAGGAGGCAUGAAUCCGCAGCAGCAGCAGCAACAGUUUCCCCAAUACCAGCAGCAAGGAAUGCGACCAAAUAUAAACCUCCUGGAUUUCGCCUCCAUGAUGAAUCAACUUCUCUCGAGUUUUGGAAUCCAGAUCCCAGGUCUUGAUAUGCUUGGCAGGCGGAUGCAAAUGUUGAAAACAGGAAUGGGUGGUAUGUUUGGAGGCGGCGGCCAAGGAAUGCAACCCCCUAAUAUGGGCGGCAUGCAAGGCUUCGGACGGAAGAAGAGAGACGCCGAAGACUCGGGUCAUGUUGACGAACAUAGAGAAAGAUUUACCAGACAGGCGCCAUUUAAUCCAAUGAUGCAAGGCAUGCAAGGCAUGCCGGGCAUGCCGGGCAUGCAAGGCUCGCAGGGACCAAGAACUGUACUUGAUUUCAUCCCCAUGUUGGAUAAACUACUCAGGAAUUUCGGUAUCAGCAUCCCCGGCUUGGAUAUGCUGGGAAAGAGACAGAUGCAGUAUAAAUAUGCUAUGAUGGGCAUGCAAAGAGGUAAUAUGGGAGGCAUGCAGGGAUUCGGACGUAAGAAGAGAGACACAAGAGACUUGGACAGCGGUGAGACGUUUAGGAGGAAGAGACAGAUGAAUAAUUUCAAUCCAUACAUGCCAUAUCCCCAGCAACCCCAGGAGAAGACAUCGUGGUUUAACGUACCAGCCCUGAUCGAUAGCAUCCUUAAGCGUUUUGGAUUCAAUAUCCCUGGCCUCAAAAAUUUCUUGAGCGGAAAGAAGCCACAACAACCCCAAUUCCCCGGUAUGAAUGGCAUGAAUGGUAUGAACGGUAUGGGUGGAAUGGGUGGUAUGGGCGGCAUGGGAGGAAUGGGCGGAUUCCUCCGUAAGAAGAGGGCAGCUACACCCCUGGAAUUCACAGCUGAGCCGGAGCCUAUGAGUGAAGACAUGGCGAGGUGCAUCGGAAGUGCUAUGACAAAUGUGACGUGGAAAUGCCAGUUAUGUAAGAGAGGCAUGACUGCUAUGUCUAACAUACUCGAUAUCCAAAUGUCCCACGAAUCAUCUGGUCUGCAGCAUAUGUGUCGUCUUCUUCCUGGCAACCUACGAACUAUGUGCGAGAGAGAGUUGCGUCCCGUGCGACAAGAUGGAAGCGAUUUAGCCUUGGGUAACCCGACGGUGGCCUGCCAGGGUCUCGGUUACUGCCUCGAAAAGCCUGAGAAACUUCCAUAGAAUGUGAGAAAGGCAGCAAGCUUAGCAUCCACAACGGCGAUCGUGUCAUUCUAUAAACCCAAGAAAUGCGUAUAUUCCAGUUUGAAUAAAUUUUCGUCCAUCGUCUGACCCAUCUAACUUCAACUUUAACAUGUUUAAUUUGGUUCAAAGUUUUAAAUGCCUAUCGCCAUCUUUCGACGUUUUCGAUACAACUGAAGUACGAAUAGUCGAAUGAACGUACCUGUGUAUUCUUUUCUCAGACAGUAACGUUGAUAAGUGAUAACAGUAGACCUAUGUGAUAUGGUUUUUAAUACUUGUUAUUGGAGCCCUACUUUGGGCAAGGUAAUUUCUGUUUUCAAUAAUUGCCUAAAAUUAUGGUGUGCAUUUCUGAAAUAGAAAUAUUCUUCGCUCUUGCUCAGGCAUAGGCAAACAAUCAAGAAUAAAAAAAUAAUAAUUUCUGUAUUUUGUUUCCAUUUUAAUUGCAUAUUAACACUCAAUAAGAUACAUAAACAUGAUAUACAACGAUAAACGAAAUGUAAUGUUUAUUGGCGAUUGGUACAAAAUGAAAUUGUAAAUUAUCAGGCAAAACAAUUUGAGACGAAAAUGCCUUAUGUAUUUGAAGAAAUGUCGGCUCUUAGAUGAAAUUGCAGAUUCAAACUUGGAUGAUUUAGAUACUGAUUUCCAAAGGUCCAAUUCUAUCACAAGCCAAGUUGUUCAUUCAAAUCCAAUUUUUAUCCUAACCCAAAUUCUAAACCAUAUAAUAUGGCUAUAUUCUAUUCCCUAUUCCUUAAAUCCAGAUGAACUCUUUAUAAAAAGUCAUUGAAUUUGUAGAUAAAGCUAAUCUUUAAACAAUUGAACUCAUUAUAAACUAAACGGCAACAUCUCUCAAUUCCUGUAUCCUUUUAUUCACUCCUUUUGUAAAACGUGAUUUUUAAGAGAUAAAUUCAAGGAUUUAGAAAUAAUGGUAAUUUACCCCAUGAGUUUGAAAUGCCGCUUUGGAUGACGGUGAACGUUAAACACAUUUAAUGGCAACGAAAAUGAUUUUCCUUCUUACUUUUACGAUAAAUGAUACUGUAGAGACUUGCAUUGAGGUUUUUCAAAGAUCUACCUUCUUUCGUGUAAAG